Drosophila nasuta is the source of this 2136-nucleotide messenger RNA. RefSeq names its product P protein-like. The record is from RefSeq and is a predicted model, not a curated record. Gene Ontology annotation, cellular component: membrane. The transcript has a single exon. Gene Ontology annotation, biological process: transmembrane transport. NCBI's taxonomy places the organism in Eukaryota, Metazoa, Arthropoda, Insecta, Diptera, Drosophilidae. The coding region runs from base 1 to 2136 and encodes 711 amino acids.
AUGGCUUACAGUGCUCGUCGAGCUUCCAGCAUUCGUCGUUCAAUCUUCUUGGAGAACGAUGGGACUUUAACCGAGGAGCAGCUUCACCGUCGAGAGCUUCACAAAUUCAUAUUCUCAGUCGUAAAGAUUGCCAUCCUGCUUAUCAUAUGGGCAAUAUGUACGGUGUACAUUAUUCUAACGCCACCGCAUAAAUCUGAAGAGAUUAUUGUUCCCGUUCCUCCCAAUGCAAAGCAAGCGAUCAAAAUAGACGAAGAUCCACUUGGAGAUUCGGUCAGUGUAGUGCUGAAGGGCAACAUUGAUUUGAUAGCCACAAUGCAUUCGAAGUAUGCGCGCGACAAUCCGUCCGCCAUAGAAGUUGCCAUCGAAUUGUUUAAUGACAAGUCAAAUGAAAGCUCCUGGCAAUCCAGGGUGUGGAGAGUCUAUGUCGCUGAGGCGGACUCUACUGAAUUGAACACUGUGAAGAAGAGAUUCAAAUUGGACGAUGACCUCAAGAGAGCAUUCGUUAGCGAUCUGAUGAUGGACAAAGGCAUGCUGAUUCGUGCAUGGAGCAAUCCGGAUACGACAUUGCAGCUGACACUGCUAAGUCAUCAUUCAGAACCAUUGGGCAUGUCCAUCAAGAUCGAUGCGAAUCCUUUCAAUGAAAGUCUCAGUGUGUGGCUGGGAUUGUUGUUGCUGAUCAUGCUGUAUGUGCUGAUUGGUUUCGAUAUCACGGAUCGUACAUUUGCCGCCCUCAUGGCGGCAACCAGCGGUAUUGGAGUGCUCUGCAUAUUGGAGGAUCGUCCAUCGUUGCAGGAGAUCGUCCAGUGGAUCGAUAUGGAAACGUUGAUGCUGCUCUUUGGCAUGAUGAUCAUGGUGUCCAUCGUCUCGGAGACGGGUGCCUUUGACUAUCUGACCGUGUUUGCCUAUCAGCUGUCCAAGGGACACAUCUGGCGUCUGCUCUUCUAUUUGUAUAUGUUCACCGGCGUCCUGUCCGCCUUUCUCGACAAUGUGACAAUUGUGCUGCUCAUGGUGCCGGUGACGAUUCGUCUCUGCGAAAUGUUGGCCAUCAAUACGCUGGUUGUGCUCAUCUGCGUGGCGAUCUUCUCGAAUAUUGGCGGGACUCUGACUCCAGUGGGAGAUCCACCUAAUGUGAUCAUUGUGUCCAACUCGUUUAUUCACCAAUCGGGCAUCAACUUCGGCAACUUUGUGCUGCACGUUUUCCCCGGGGUGUUGGUUGCCAUGCUCCUUGGCUUCGUGUUGAUCUACUACAUGACACGGGAUAAGCUUAAAGACACUGGCGAUCAAUUGUUGCGUUCGAUCGCGGCACUCGAAAAGCAGGCGGAGAAUAGCAAGGACACGCAAUAUAGUCAUACCAUACAUAGGCACAUCGAGGUGUUGAGGGAGCGCCUGGAAAUGGAGAAAACGCAACAGCCAAAGAGUGAAGAACAUUUCGAGGAGACGCUUAAGCAUUUGAAGGAGCAUCAACGCAUUAAGGAUAUGCCGCUGCUCAUCAAAUGUUGCAUCGCCUUGGGCAUUGCGGUGUUCCUCUUCCUGCUCAGCUCGAUACCCGGCUUAAAGGGCAUCAUGUUAUCCUGGUCGGCCAUUCUAGCUGCUCUCCUGCUGCUCAUUUUGGCCAAUAGGUCGGAUGUGGACUCGAUCCUGGAGCGUGUCGAGUGGUCUACGUUGGUCUUUUUCGCUGCUCUCUUUGUGUUCAUGGAGAGUCUGGUGGUGAUGGGAUUGAUCGAUUGCAUCAAUGAUAUCACCACCGAUAUUAUCAUGGGUGUGGACGAGGAUUCACAGAUGGUUGUCAGCAUUUUAUUGGUGCUCUGGUUUAGUGCCUUGAGCUCCGCGUUUGUGGACAACAUUCCCAUAACGACGCUGAUGCUCAAACUUGUUAUCAAGUUGGGGACAAACAAGUCCCUUGGUUUAUCGCUGCAUCCCUUGAUCUGGUCGCUUGUCUAUGGCGCCUGCUUUGGCGGCAAUGGAACACUGAUUGGUGCCUCGGCCAAUGUGGUUACUUGCGGCAUAGCGAAGCAGCAUGGUUAUGACAUCAACUUUCGGCACUUUUUGUAUAUCGGUUUUCCUGUCAUGAUCUUUACCGUCCUUAUUGCCACAAUUUAUCUACUUAUUGCCCACUGUCUGUUCACCUGGCAUUAA